AUGCAGUUUUCAUUUAUUCUAGGUAUAACAUUAUUAUAUUUAACUUCAUUUACAUUAUCAGAAAAAGAUUUUUAUAAAAUCCUUGGGAUUGAAAAAAGUGCCAGUGAAAGAGAGAUUAAAUCAGCAUUUCGUCAAUUAACUUUAAAAUAUCAUCCAGAUAAAAAUCCAGGAGAUGAAAAAGCUCAUGAUAAAUUUUUAGAAAUUGGAGAAGCUUAUGAAAUUUUAAGUGAUCCUGAAAAGAGACGUAAUUAUGAUCAAUUUGGUGAUCCAAAUGGACAACCACAACAACAUCAUAAUUUUGAUUUUGGAGAUAUGUUUGGCAAUUUCUUUGGUGGACAUCAUCAGCAACAUCAACAAAGACAAGGUGGUAAAAGAAGAGGAGAUAGUUCACAAUUAAGUCUACGUAUUCCUUUGGUUGAUUUUUAUAAUGGAAAAAUUAUUGAAUUUGAUGUUGAAAUGCAAAAUGAAUGUGAAAAAUGUGAUGGUACUGGAUCAAAAGAUAAAGAACGUAAAACUUGUGAAAAAUGUCAUGGUAGUGGACAAAUUACAGUUUCUCAUCAAUUAGCUCCAGGCAUGGUUCAACAAAUUCGUAUGCAAUGUGAUAAAUGUGGAGGUCAUGGUAAAGUUGUUAGUAAUCCUUGUAAUUCAUGUCAUGGUCAUGGUAUUGUUAGAGGUCCAAGACAUUAUGAAAUUUAUGUUAAACCUGGUCAACCAAGAGAUUCUCCUCAUGUAUUAGAAGGUGAAGGUGAUAAGAAUCCAAAUUGGAUCCCUGGAGAUUUGAUUGUAUUAUUAAAUGAAGAAUUUGAUAAAAGUUGGGGUUAUAGAAGAAUUGGUAAUAAUUUGUAUCGUACUGAAGUAUUGACAUUGAACGAAUCAUUACAUGGUGGAUGGGAGAGAACAAUUCAAUUUUUUGAUAUUGAAGAACCUGAAUUAGUAUUGAAAAGAGAUCAUGGUAUUCCUAUAGUAGAUGGACAAAUUGAAGUUAUUCCAGGUAAAGGUAUGCCAAUUGUUGUUGAUCAUGAUGAAGAAGAAAAAUACGGGGAUUUAUUCAUUGAAUAUAAAGUGAUUAUUCCUGGCGGUAUACAAACUGAAAAAAUCAUUGAAAAGGAUGAAUUGUAA
Messenger RNA from Candida tropicalis MYA-3404, 1119 nucleotides. RefSeq lists its product as uncharacterized. Gene Ontology annotation, biological process: protein refolding. The transcript has a single exon. The coding region runs from base 1 to 1119 and encodes 372 amino acids. NCBI's taxonomy places the organism in Eukaryota, Fungi, Ascomycota, Pichiomycetes, Serinales, Debaryomycetaceae. Gene Ontology annotation, molecular function: Hsp70 protein binding. Gene Ontology annotation, cellular component: cytoplasm. The record is from RefSeq and is a predicted model, not a curated record.